CAUCUAUUUAAACAUCUGCCGAUAAAAAAAAUGUAUCCGUUAACCACGCAGCGCUUUGCUGGUGACUUUCUUCUAAUCUGAUCAUGUAUAAAAGACAAUGCUAUUAUUAAAAUUAAUUCCUACAAUUUUUUUCCACGUAUGUAUUCAAGCCUUUCAUUAUAUAUUUACAAAUGCAAUGAUGUAAAACACACUGGCGGAUGAUGGUUUUUUUUUUCCCGUUCACUCUUUUUUUUUUACGUAUUCGCUGCGGCUAUCUUUUUUACUCGCGCUCCCCGCGUCCGCGUGUGCAUCGUGUCAACGCAUCACGCCGUUCCGAUCUACCCGCGCGUGCGAUGCGCGCAGGAAAAACCUCGCGAUGCAAGCGCACGCUUACUGGGGAAAGGCGCGCGCGUGUGUGCGUGCGUGCGUGUGUGGUUAAAGCGUGGCACAGCGAUACCGAGAAACGCAGUCAGCCGCCAAGCAGCCGGCUCUUCGUCAUCUCACAGAUUCAACUGCGCCGAGAUUGCUCCGUCUCGCUUUGCUCCGGCGUUGCGCGGCUGCAAUUCGGGAAUCCCGUCGCCUGCCGAUGCUGCAUCGCCGUGGGACAGCCCCUUCUAAUUUUGCGAUCAAACUUCUGGAUCCUUGGAUGAAACGCGCCGUUAUAAAUGUAAAUUUUCAUGAUUAUUAAACUACACAGGCGUGUAGUGCUUCAGAGAAAGCUUCUAAUUGCAACGAAACAAAGCUUCCUAGUUCGAGAAUCUGCAUUUUUGUCAACGGGAGCUCUCGUUUUUCUUUAUUAUUUUUCCCUUUCUCUCCGCACAAGCCCCCUCGUCACGACACGUGGAUUUAUUCGAGACGACGUCGGUGGAAAUUCGCGCGUUCCUUUUGUCCGCUGAAGUUUUUUUCUGCGCGAAGCGCGUUUUGAUGCCACCGGGAAGUUGGCGGCGGGGACUGUGACACGCGGAGCACGAAGCCAUGGAGCAGGUACUGGAGAGCCUCCCAGAGCUGCCUGUGUGCACAGGAGCCAAGGACACAGACCUCAUCUUCCUCCGAGGGCUCCUGGAAAGCCCCAUCGUUCAGUCCCUCGCCAAGGCGCAGGCUCGGCUUGAGGAGCCCAAGCUCGAGGCCGUGGGUGAGAACAACCUGGAGCUGGUCAAGGAGAUCCUGGAGGACAUUUCUCCGAUGGCGGAUCAGGAUGGGGGGGCGGCCGAGUUAGCGAACAUCUUAAAUGAGCCUCACUUUCAGUCUCUGCUGGAAGCGCAUGACGUGGUGGCCUCCCAGAGCUACGACAACAUCACGAGCAGCACGGGGAACGACAGCAGCGACCUCUGGAGUGACCCGGCUGCCCUGGACGGAGCUGCUGGAACGGACGCCAUCCGCAUGGUCGGCAUUCGCAAGGUGGAGGGGCAGCCCCUGGGCGUGACGUUCCGCGUGGAGAGCAGCGAGCUGGUGAUCGCGCGCAUCCUGCGGGGCGGUAUGAUCGACCAGCAGGGCCUCCUGCACGUUGGCGACGUCAUCCGUGAGGUCAACGGCCGUGACGUCACCAAUGACCCCGCGGGGCUGCAGCGCUUCCUGCGCGAGGCCACGGGCAGCGUCGUGCUCAAGAUCCUGCCCAGCUACACACGCUCGUCACCCCCGGCACAGUGUGUUUGGAAGGUGUUUGUGAAGUGCUACUUCGACUACAACCCGGAGGAUGACCAGCUGAUCCCGUGCAAGGAGGCAGGCCUGCGGUUCAACCGUGGGGACAUCCUGCAGAUCGUGAGCCAAGAGGACCCAGACUGGUGGCAGGCGCUGAAGGUGAAGGAUGGAGGCAGUGCCGGGCUCAUUCCCAGCCAAACGCUGGAGGAGAAGAGGAAAGCUUACGUGAGGCACGAGUGGGACUACACGGGUGUAUCUGGAGGUUUCUGUGGCGUCCUGGGUGGGAAAAAGAAGAAGAAAAUGAUGUACAUGUCCACGAAAAAUGCAGAGUUCGACCGCCACGAGAUCCUGAUUUACGAGGAGGUUGCCAAGAUGCCACCGUUUCAGAGGAAGACGCUCAUGCUCAUCGGAGCGCAGGGAGUCGGACGGCGAAGCCUCAAGAACCGCCUGCUCGUGGCCAACCCGUCGCGAUAUGGAAUGAUCGUGCCUUUCACGUCUCGGCCUCCGAGGGACGACGAGAAGGAGGGCCAGGGCUAUUACUUCGUGUCGCGUGCCGAUAUGGAGGCGGACAUCCGCGCCGGCCGCUACCUCGAGAGUGGCGAGUACGAGGGGAACCUGUACGGCACCAAGAUCGAGUCGAUCCACGGCGUCGUGCGUACCGGCAAAAUGUGCAUCCUCGACGUCAACCCCCAGGCCCUGAAGGUCCUGCGGACGGCGGAGUUCAUGCCCUUCGUGGUGUUCGUGGCGGCGCCCACGCUGGAGACGCUGCGCGCGAUGCAUCGCGCCGCCCUCGACGCCGGCGCCACCAGCAAGCACUUGACGGACACGGACCUCAAGAAGACGGUGGACGAGAGCGUGCGCAUCCAGCGAGCCUACAGUCACUUCUUUGACUUGAAGAUAGUCAACAACAACAUGGAUGUGGCAUUCGCCAAGCUGAGAGCCGCCCUGGAAGGGCUUGGCAAGGGGCCCCAGUGGGUGCCCAUCAGUUGGGUCUACUGACAACAGCAUUCGUGGCAAAGUCAGGAUUCUUUUUAACAAAAUUUCCUUCCCUUUUUUUAUUUUUUAAAUCGAAGGAGAACUGACGCCGACGUCUGAAGUGUGCGCAGUUGGGCAUGGCGAGAGGAUGGAUGGCGAGAUGUCUUCAGCUGAACAGAUGUGAAAGAUCCUCGAUGGCGAUGGGGUUAGAGGUUGGAAAAGAUUUGUUUUUUGAAUGCCGAUUGCAAACUUUGACGGGAUAAUGUGGGACGAUCUGGGCAUCAAGGCGUGCGGCCACUACUGGAACCUAGCCCUCUGUUUGUGAUCCGAGAAUAUUGGACUUUGCAUGGGUACAUCUGCCGUUGUGUGUGUGUGUGGCAUAAUCCAGUGAACGUGGACAGGCUAGGGGGCCGAUAAGUGAACUUGAAAAAGAUGCUGGCAUUCAUAAAUUAGCCCUCAUGGUUGUAGGCAUUGCAGUAUCUACACGUCUGCCUCUCAUCACCACGUGGCUCAGAUUUCAAUGCCAUUGUGUAUUUCAUGCAUUUUUUCCUCCCCUUUUGGGAUGCUAAACAUUUCUUGAGGAAAAUGGUAACAGUAACACUCUUGAGAUGCUUUCUUAAGAAGUGUUAAUUGCAUUGAGACCUGUGAUGAGAAAACGAAUUAACGUAACUUUAAUCGGCCUUAACUCCUGACCACAGACAAUAUACAUCGGAAUGAAGAUGAAGGAAAGCUGUCCGUACAAUAUUAUGGGACCAUUUAAAAAGUGGAUAUAGUCAGUCCAGAUAUUCUCAACAGGUUUUAAAAGAGCACGACAUUUUUAGACUUAGUUGAAAUCAGAUCUUAUAGACCAACGACAGAUAAAUUCAUCAUAGUGGUUACUAGAAUUACAAAUAAUGUGUGUGCUCUAUAUAAUUUGAAAAUGUCUUCGUACGUGCGUGCGGUGGUGCAGUGGUUAGCGCACUGUGCGACAAACCUUGUGACCAGAGUUCGACUCUUGCUCACGGCCAACACCAGUGACGAUUAUCUGAACCAGUCCUGGGCCUACCCCGAGGUCGACUCAGCCUCAAAUAAGUACCUGGUGGCCAGGCGUGAUGCUGGCCACGUACCCCCUCCUGUGACGUGCCACCCUUGAUAGGUGCUCGCUAACAGCACUUCCCCCCAAUAGCCUGAUGAGACCUGAUAAGGCUAUACGGGUGGUCUUUGUGUGUGCGUGCAUAUAUGCACGUGUGUAUGUCUAAAACGGUAUACAACACGGCAAGAAGUAGGCAGUGGGAAACACAGAAUGUGUAUCUGCCAGUCAUUUCAGUCAGUCCGUUGUCCUUCCACCGCACCUCUGAUUAUCACGGUUGGCUACGUACGGUGCGAAAGAAGUUCUACAUACGUACAACACAACAACUGGUUCAGUCCUGGGGCCUCCUGCCAGAGAGCCUUAGACAUUUUACGUGGACUCAAAGUGAAUUUGGCACAUAUCUGGAGUAGUAAUGGUUGUUUUGAUAUAUUGCAUUACUACCCUGGCUGCCCAAUAUUAGAAGUUCCUGGUCAUGCACACAAGUGAACAAAAAUGUGUAGCCGAUCUUGUAAGUAUCUAUCCUGGAAGCGGCCUCCCUUAAGUCAGGUCAGCCUAAAACUAGAGUCUAAACAUUGCCGUAGGGGAGACAGGCAGCUCAGCAUCAUCCUCGCCACACCAUCACUUAUGUAAUGCCGUCUUUAAUAGAUUCUCGCUAACAGCACUUGCCCCAAAAGUAUGUUAAGGCUAUACGGGGGAUCUUUGUCUUUGCAUUAUAUGCGCAGUGUAAGGAGGUGUAACAGUGCCAGUCCCAUAAUAGUAAAUAAACAAAUCCAAAACAAUAAACUUUAAAAAUCCGUUAUAGAGUUUUAUGUCAGAGCUCUGAGCGAGCAGUAACAUCUAGGAAGCCGCGCGAAAUGUCAACCACGGCAGCACGGUAACGAUCGCUCAUCGCUCGGCAGGGUUACCGAGGAUUUUACGCGCAAAUUCCGCGCGCUCAACGAACGUGUCGAAUGGAGAGAGAAAAAAAUCUCCCUCCAGGGUAAUCUGCAUGCCAUCCUGAAAGGGACGAGAAAUCAUUGUCACACGCCUGUCUGAUAGGAGCGGAGCCGUCCCAGCAAAUGUCUGGCUCCCAGGGGGCGUGUGAAUGAUUCUUUUUGACACUGUCAAAUAUUAUUAUUUUCAAUAUAUUUUACCCACAAUGAAUAUUUUGCAUUUUAAAGUGAGGGACCUUUCAUGAGCAAGGAAACCGAUUUAUCGCAUCGGAGCAAUUGCAUAAAUUAAGUAGCACGGCAUCAAAUAAUAGCUUCAUUGUAAUUUAUGAGAAUGUAAAUUUUUGACAUCCGAUUGUUCCAUGCAAUGAGAUUAACAAAUUUGUAUGAGGUAGGGCUGACACACCUCCUUGUCACCGAGCACAUUGUGCAACCAUCAAUUCUCCACUGAGGAUACUUGACAGCACGUUUCCCUGUGCCAUCCUCAUCACUUUCAAAGGCAAAGACUUUUGAAAAUGAGACUCUAAAGGUCAUAGGGGCUUUGCGUGUCUUGAAGUUGCUAAUACAGCAAUGAUUUCAAACGUUGCAUCUACACCAUAUACAUUAUUAAAUUAACAUGUAUAUUUAUCAUUUUAAAGCCCACACAAAGUGAUAUAUUUAUGAAACGACAAUACCAUAUCAAUAAUGUGCUCUGCUAUUGUCAGUAUUUUGAUGCGAGGCAAGGCAUCGGGAUAUCUGAAAUGAAUUGUUACGUUUAUAUUUAACAAAUCAUUAAGUGUUGGACUAAAACAGAUAUUUUUUAAUGUGUAAACGGCAAAAUACACAUUGUGCAUAAACUUCACAAAUGCUGCUCACACAUACAUGAAUCCCUCCCGAAUUUAGAUCAACUUGUGGUAGAUACAUGAUUCUCCCUUGCUUAUUUUAAAAGAGGUGUAAAUAAUAUUUUACAGAUGUUAUUGGUUUCGAAAGUGCUGUACACUUACAUGUCAAUGUGUAAUGGAUGUAGAAUUAGCGUGUGCGUGUGUGAGGGUUUCUAAUGUGUCAAGGUCUACUGUAGGAUUCCAAACCCUGCAACUUAGGAGUGUCAUCAUCGGCUGUCUAAUCAUGUGAUAUUACCACAUUCAAUCUGACCCAUUCUUGCUCUUGUUUUUUAAACAACUAAGCAAUACAUUUAAUUAAUUUUGUAGAUCGCAAACAUUUCACUUUUUAUUCUUACACGAGAUUUAAACGACAGUGUUGUUUCUUCAAAUUAAAUGGUGCAUCCCAUUGCCAACACAACAGCAAAAAAACACCCAAGCCCAUUAUUCCUCUAAAAUUUUAAAUAAUCUGCACCAAUUGUGGGAAAUCAACAGAUGUGGUAUAGUGCUGUCGGGUUGCGACACUCAAGUUUUCUUUGGCAUGAUGUCCGACGUUUCGCUCCAUGUGCUUGGAACUUCAGAAGCCGGGAGCUUGCUGGACAACUACCCCUGGAAAAAAAACACACAGUGGUCGGGGCGGCCUGCCGAAAAGAUCCCAGCACGUGGAGUCAACAGCACACGGCACGACAGCACAUCAGAGAGACACACAUCAUAACCGCAAAACACCUACGUGGAUGUAUAAAAAAUACGAUUCCUUAGAAUAACUGCCCCUCGCCGUACAAAACAGACGCUCGAGGCCGUCAAGAGAGAUAAGCGCCGCCCCAUCACUCACUUGAACAGGGACACACUUAUACAUAAUCACAAAUGUGAUAUGAUUGAAUUGGUUUUGCACGUGUUAUUUUUAAAUGUAUAAUUCCGUAUAUACCUUUCGGAAUUGCAUCUUGUUCAGAAAUUGUUCCGUGUUAAAAAUUUAAAUAAAUACACGAGUAGGUAAGGCCCCCAGAGUUGGCCGAUUGUAAUUUUUAAAAGUAGGCAGCCACUGACGUUCCCAUCUACGUUGUAGCCGCGACAUGUUGCGCACGUGCGAGAUUGAUUUCUGAACAGCGAGGCCUCAAUGGAAAACUUUGCUUCUCAACGAUUGUGUACUCACUGCCUGUGUGCACAUGAUAAACUGUGAUUUUUUUUAUUUGAUAAAUGUACAUGAUUUUUUCUCUCCACAUGACCGAUGGAGUAGUGAAAGUAUGAACGACGUAGUAGUGGCCUGUGUUAACUGGACCCUUGCAUCUUUAAAAUGCGCGAAUUGUUAUAGUUCAUUGUCGUUAUAAUUAUAUGAGUAAUCUUCCACAUGUAUUAACUUACUGUGAAGGAAGACACGAACAACAGUAAGUGCAGGUGUUCACCUUGUCGAAGAGGCACUCCAGCAUAAGUGGAGUCACUCCUGUCGCCGUUCAGCCGUGAAGUGGACAUUAGCCAACCCCCUAGACAUAAUUUGCCACUGCUGACAAUUUCGUGACAAUGCAAUUCACCAAUAUUUAAAAUUGAUGGUAAAAUAUAUGGCUGGAUGAGGUGGCCAUGCGUAGCUGUAAUUCCGAGCCUUGGAGGUGGGAUUGGUGAGUCACAAACAGAUGGUUGGCGACGUACGGUGCGAAAAAUGCGUGGCAGUGAGGUACCUAUGGGAACAAGUCGUUGACCUGUCUGUGCAGAAUUGGAACACUGUUCCUCACAUUUUGGGAUGUGUUCUCCACGCGCUCCAGUUUCCUUGCAGAGCAAAUCCAACAUGUAUAUUUGUACUCUUUGCUUCUAUUCGGCAAAGUCACGUAGGUAAAAAAA
Molecule: messenger RNA, 7277 nt
Organism: Petromyzon marinus (sea lamprey)
Lineage: Eukaryota; Metazoa; Chordata; Hyperoartia; Petromyzontiformes; Petromyzontidae
Product: protein PALS2-like
Molecular function (GO): protein binding
Source: RefSeq, a predicted model, not a curated record